GAAAUUUAUCGCGGUUGAGUGAGUUAUAUAUGGAUAACAAUAGCUUUGAAGGAGCUAUUCCCUCGAGUCUAGGAGAGUGCACAAAUUUAUUAUACUUGACACUUUCAGAAAACAACCUCAGUGGGCCUGUAUCUUCUCAACUGUUCCAUGCUUCAAUGUUACUCGAACUUCAUUUGGAUCAAAAUCAUCUGCAAGGAGUCUUCCCUGUGGAGAUUGGUCAGUUGAGGAAUUUAGUGGUGUUAGACAUAACAAGAAACGCGUUCUCAGGAAAGGUUCCAUCUAGCAUUGCUAGUUGCAUUGGCCUUCUUGAACUUCAAAUGGGAGAAAACUUCUUUACUGGUUCGAUUCCUCAAUCUUUCAAGUCUCUAACUAGUAUCAAGACCUUGAAUUUAUCUCAUAACAGACUGUCAGGCCAAAUUCCGGAUUUCUUGUCUAAUUUUUCAUUACUAGGAUUAGAUGUAUCUUUUAAUGAUUUAGAGGGAGAGGUUCCGAGAAGAGGAGUUUUCACAAAUAUAAGUGCUGUGACAACUUUGGGAAAUAAAAAGCUUUGUGGAGGGAUUCCUGAGAUUCAUUUGCCAAAAUGUUCAACCAAUACUACCUUGGCAAGAGGGUCUAAAAGGAGGGGUAGAUUCUCUGUUGCUGUGACCCUGAUUAUCGCGGUAGCUUCAUUAGUUGUUGGUGUGUCGAUAAUCUCAGCAAUAUAUUUCCUGAUGUGUAUUAGGAAUAAAAAGAACAAGCUAUCUCAGGAAUCGUUGUUGAACUUGAAGGAGCCUUUCUCAAAAGUAUCUUAUAAUAUUCUUCUGAAGGCAACUGACAGAUUUUCGGAAGCAAACUUAAUAGGUGCAGGCGGUUUUGGUUCUGUUUAUAAAGGAGUCCUUGACCCAGAAAACAGCAUGGUUGUAGCCAUUAAGGUUAUCAGCCUUGAACAGAAAGGAGCGAGGAAGAGUUUCAUGGCAGAGUGUGAAGCAUUGAAAAAUAUCCGUCAUAGGAACCUGCUUAAGAUUGUCACUGCUUGCUCGAGUACUGACUUCCAAGGGAAUGAUUUUAAGGCAUUAAUUUACGAGUUCAUGCCAAAUGGAAACCUUAGACAAUGGAUUCACAUUGAACAACAUACGAAACCUCUAAGCCUCCUCCAAAGAUUGAACAUUGCCAUCGAUGUUGCUUGUGCACUUGAUUAUCUGCACAACAGUUGUGAUGUUCCUAUAAUCCAUUGUGACCUCAAACCAAGCAACAUUCUUCUUGACAGUGACUUGGUUGCCCAUGUUGGAGACUUCGGGUUAGCUACAUUUCACUCGGAUGCAAGGACUUAUAAUAGCAAUUCAGUUGCAGUUAAAGGGACAAUUGGAUAUGCUGCUCCAGAGUACGGCCUAGGAAGUAUGGUAUCAAAGGAAGGUGACAUGUACAGCUGUGGCAUCGUGUUGAUAGAGAUGAUGAGCACUAUAUAUCCCACAAAUAGGAUGUUCGAGGGAGAUUUAGACCUUCAUAAGUAUGCAAAAUCAGCAUUGGCUGACCAAUUAACAGAGAUUAUCGACCCAAAGCUUUUUGAUGAUAAUGUUGUUGCAAGCAGUGGAAGUCAAUAUGUAGCUUUGGCACGAUAUGACUGUUAUGUUAAAUGUGUAUGGUCUGUCAUAGACAUCGGCGUGAAGUGUUCUGUGGGAUCACCUCAAGAUCGAAUGAGAAUCGAAGAUGCCAUUAGAGAGCUAAAAAUAACACAGGAGAUGUUCCUUAAAGAGCUAAGCGUUGUUGAAGCAAUGCAUUUUUUAGGUUUCUAUGCUGCACUUGUUGAAAUUUUAGGCUCUUACAGUCUGCAGGAAUAUGUGCUAGGUAUCUGAAAGAUAUGAGGCUCUUACAUACAAAAAUGUUAAGAUAGAAUUAUGUGGAGAUAUGAUAAUUAUGUUAUGUUAUGAUUUGCAUAGGAUAGAAUAUAGCAUUAUUUGAUCUUAGCCAGAAUAUUUCCUAAGGUCAUCAUAUCUUUGUACUCUUAUUAUAGUCUUUGCCAUCACAACAAUGAAUCGUUUUGCCUCACAAUA
Chenopodium quinoa (quinoa) is the source of this 2030-nucleotide messenger RNA. Its product is annotated as putative receptor-like protein kinase At3g47110. The transcript is spliced from 2 exons. Gene Ontology annotation, molecular function: protein kinase activity; protein binding; ATP binding. The coding region runs from base 30 to 1832 and encodes 600 amino acids. NCBI's taxonomy places the organism in Eukaryota, Viridiplantae, Streptophyta, Magnoliopsida, Caryophyllales, Amaranthaceae. The record is from RefSeq and is a predicted model, not a curated record. Gene Ontology annotation, biological process: protein phosphorylation.